AUGAAUUAUUUUAAAGGACAUACUGAACAUUUUACGUUUGUAAAUACAAAAACCGAAGUUACCUCGAUCGCUCUCUCGUUUUAUUCUGGCCUUUUCGCGUAUAACGGAUGGAAUUAUUUAAACUUUGUAAUUGAAGAAUUAAAAGAUCCUAUACGAAACCUGCCAAGAGCGAUUGCAAUAUCAUGCAUACUCGUCACCGUCGUGUAUGUCUUCACUAAUAUAGCUUUUUAUACAACUUUGUCGCCACAAGAAGUCCUGACUUCAGAAGCUGUAGCUGUUACGUUCGCGGAGAGACUGUACGGUCCGAUGGCAUGGACUAUUCCCGUGUUUGUGGCUUUAUCUACAUUUGGGGCUGUUAACGGUAUUCUGCUGACAAGUUCAAGAUUGUUCUACGCCGGAGCUUGUGAGGGACAAAUGCCACAGAUCCUGACAAUGAUCCAAAUCAAUCGUCUGACACCCACACCGGCAGUCAUAUGCAUUUGCUUGCUGUCUCUGAUAUAUUUGCAAAUAUCUAACAUUUACGCUCUUAUCAAUUACGUGGGAUUCGCGACAUGGUUGAGCAUUGGUGUGUCGGUUUUGUGCAUACCCGUGCUGCGUUUCACUCAACCAGAUUUGCAGAGGCCGAUCAAAGUGAAUAUGUUCUUCCCGGUCGUGUACAUCGCCGCCACGCUUUUCGUGACUAUAAUACCGAUAAUCGCCAGUCCGGUCGAAACAGGGUACGGAUGUUUAAUGAUUUUGACCAGUAUACCGGUGUACGGUGUGUUCAUUUUUUGGAAAAACAAACCAAUGAUAUUCCACAAAAUCGUCGGGUGUUUAACACGUUACCUACAAAUACUUCUGAUGGUGACCACAUCAAAAAAUCCGGCCAAAGUUUGA
Macrosiphum euphorbiae (potato aphid) is the source of this 876-nucleotide messenger RNA. The record is from the annotation of a GenBank genome assembly. Lineage: Eukaryota; Metazoa; Arthropoda; Insecta; Hemiptera; Aphididae.